Molecule: messenger RNA, 4308 nt
Organism: Loxodonta africana (African savanna elephant)
Lineage: Eukaryota; Metazoa; Chordata; Mammalia; Proboscidea; Elephantidae
Gene: SPAG4
Product: sperm associated antigen 4
Exons: 9
Coding region: 1049-2776 (575 amino acids)
Cellular component (GO): nuclear envelope; meiotic nuclear membrane microtubule tethering complex
Molecular function (GO): protein-membrane adaptor activity
Source: RefSeq, a predicted model, not a curated record
UGCAAGCACCAUCACAGUGGGAAAGGAUAAGGGCUGGGGAUCUCAGUGGGAGGAGAUCAGAGGGGGUGUUUACAGUAGUCUCUGAAGUGUAGCAAACACUAAGAGUGAAUACUGCUGAAGAAACUGACUAGUACCAUUUGCCAUCUAGUCAACCCCAACUCACAGGGACUCCAUCUGUGUCAUAGAAAAAAUGUGUUCAGUGGGCUUUUUAAAGGCUGAUUUUUUUGAAGUACAUCAGCAGGCCUUUCUUCCCAGGCACCUCUGGGUGGACUCAAACCUCCAACCUUUCUGUUAGCAGCCUAACACAUUAACCAAUUGCACUACCCGGGGACUCCUCAGAGAGAGUGUUUAAAAUGGGCUUUGAGGAUAGUUGAGAGCAGAGAUAGACAUUCCAGGCAGCGGGGAGGAAUGCAGGGUGUGUUCUGAGACAUCUGAUUUGUUCAUUUUUGCCUGAGUACAAGGCGUGUAUCAGGUAGCAGAAGCAGGUAAGAUUAGACAGUCCGAGGAGUCUUGCUGUAUAGCCUUGACCCAGAGACAAGGUCCCUUCUUAUGCUUCUCCAUUUCAGCUCUGGAGUUGGAAAUCCCUGUUCUAUUUCCUAGUUGUUGGGGGCUCAAAUGAGUUUUGGGGGGUAUAAAACAUCAGACAAGAUGGAAGAGUUCUGUUUUUGUAAGCAAGGUCCAGGUUAGAUCCUAAGGCCCUCAGAUACUGGGAGAAGGUUUCACCAUCCCAUUUGACAGAUGGAGGAACUGAGACCCGAAAGAGUUCACAGUCAGGAAACGGCAGGGGCAGAGGGGAGGACCAGAAUUCUUAGUUUGCAGUGUUUUGGCCUUCCUCUCCCACUGAGGAGAAAAAUAAAGCAGGGAAGGGAGGCAGAAAUUGUUCUAUGCUGGGAGCAAUGUUGGAUGGGUUUUCAGGGAAGUGCUGUGAUGUCAUUGCUUGCUUUAUAAUGUCAGAAGAGAUAAGACGGACUACCAUGACUCCCCGUCACGCCAGGGCCAUCUCUGUGACGCCCAGUUAGGACGUUACGCGGUGAUUGUGGUCUCCUCUAUGACGUCAGCAGCCAAGCCCAGAAACCGGGGGGAGAGGGCUGGGUCCAGCCGCGGGGCCCGCCGGCUGCACGCGGGGUCUGAGGGGUCCGGGCGGCGCGCACCGCCUGAGGGCCUUGGCUGCUGCGGCGGCGACUUUGGCGUCAGUGAGGGCAAGGCCCCAGUCAGGAUGAGGCGGAGCCCCCGUCCGAGCUCCGCCGCUGCCCCGCACAAGCACACACCCAACUUCUACAGCGACAACGACAACAAUUCAGUGAGCGCCACCUCGGGAGACAGCAGCGGGCACCGGUCAACUGGGCCGGGGCCCGGGGAGCCCGAGGGCAGAAGAGCCCGGGGCUCGAGCUGUGGUGAGCCCGCCUUGAGCGCAGGAGUGCCCGGAGGAACCACAUGGGCUGGAAGCUCUCGGCAGAAGCCGGCGCCCCGGAGCCACAAGGGGCAGACGGCCUGUGGCGCGGCAACCGUGAGGGGCGGGGCCUCGGAACUGGCUGGGACUUCCGUAGUCUCUGAGGAGCAGCUCGACCUUCUCCCGACCCUGGAUCUGAGGCAGGAGAUGCCACCCCCGCGGGUGUCCAAGAGCUUCCUGAAUCAGCUCUUCCAGGUCCUGAGCGUGUUGUUAUCCCUGCUAGGAGACGUGCUGGUCAGUGCGUCCAGGGAGGUCUGUUCCAUCCGCUUCCUGCUCACGGCUGUGUCGCUGCUAAGCCUCUUCCUGGCCGGUAAGAGGGUGCUGAUUUCCCUGGGCCCUGAGGGAGGCGACUCAGCCACAGCCCUGGGUUCUCGGGAGCCAAAAUGCAGCCCGUUUUCUCCUGUGUCCCUCAGCGCCUUGCAGGCCCCCCAAGGCCCUCUAGUCCCUGCUCGGACCCCCACAGCCUGCCCCUGGCUAGACCCCUCAAGCCUCUUCCCUCCUCCCCGUCCCUUUAUGCCGGAGAAACCAUUUUCUUCCCUUCCCCUGAGACCUCCUCUUUCUCCAGCGCUCUGGUGGGGGCUCUUGUACCUGGUCCCUCCUUUGGAGAAUGAACCUAAGGAGAUGCUGACUAUGAGCGAGUACCACGAGCGCGUGCGCUCCCAGGGGCAGCAGCUGCAGCAGCUCCAGGCCGAGCUGGAUAAACUUCACAAGGAGAUGUCCAGCGUCCGCGCCGCCAACAGCGAGAGAGUGGCCAAGCUCGUGUUCCAGAGGCUGAAUGAGGACUUCGUGCGGAAACCGGACUAUGCGUUGAGCUCCGUGGGUAAGGCCCAAAGACAUCGGGCGACAGAUUCACAGUCAGUGACACAGACUGACCUGCGGGAGGGGACAGAGCUGCAGACAGACCGUCCCCCAGCUGUCCGUCUGGCCCGGGAGCCUCAUCUCCUUCUCUGCCCCGCUCCAGGAGCCUCCAUCGACCUAGAGAAGACAUCCCGUGACUACGAAGACGCAGACACUGCUUACUUCUGGAAUCGCUUCAGUUUCUGGAACUACGCGCGGCCGCCCACGGUUAUCCUGGAGGGCCUCCAGGUUGAUGAUGAGACUGAAGUUUUCUUGGGAAAAUUUACCUUCGAUGUGGAGAAAUCUGAGAUUCAGACUUUCCACCUGCAGAAUGACCCCCCAGCUGCCUUUCCCAAAGUGAAGAUCCAGAUUCUAAGCAACUGGGGCCACCCCCGCUUCACAUGCUUGUAUCGAGUCCGUGCCCAUGGCGAGCGAACCUCAGAAGGGGCAGGGGACAGUACCACAGGGGUCACUGGGGGGCUCCAUUAAACACACUGAUGAUUGGAGUAGAGUGGAGGUCUGUGCUGAAGGAAUCUGGAUCAGUGCUGGGGGGUGCUCUGUUGGAGGCCUUGGUUGCCUUUAGCAUAUAAGUAUGGUGGGGAUCUGCCUCCCAAUACACCCUCCUUUCUUGGAGAAGUUCAUGUCAAUGUAAUAGCAGCAGCUCACAUUUAUGGAGUGCUUACCAUGUGCUAGAGAAAGUGCUCUGGACAUUAUACACAUCACCUAACUUAAUCCUCACAAUCAAAGAGGGGGAAACCACUCAGGAAACUUACUGAAGGUCACACAGUGAAGAGCAGAGCCAGAGCAGGACCAGGACUGCCUUCCUCCAGAGGCCAUCCUCUUUAACUGUAGAGCUGCCAGUCUGCCUGGAGCCAAAUUUAUGCUCUGCAAUCCCUACGCUCGACCUCUUGAAAAGUCCCCCAAUCCCUGCUAGGUGCAUAAUGAGGUGAGGGGGAACUACCCUCUUUUCAGACAAACACAAAAACUGAAGAGACUUGAGAACCUGUCGGAAGCUUGUGAGUCAGAGCUGAUGCAGCCCUGGUAGCCCUUUCUCAUAUUGUCUUUAUUGAGACCUGAGUGCCUGUCCCUCUGCCAGGCACGGUGUAGGUGGUCUGGUGUUCAAGAGUCACUGCCCUCAGGAAGCCUGAUCAGAAAAAGAAGAUGCUCCAGGAAACAGGACAGUUCAUUUAGAGAUCUAAGAAAUCUUCACUCUGAGGGUUGAAAGUAGAAUUGGAGGACUAGGGGAUGAAAGAAACAGGCAUCAAAGAAUUGAGUUCUACCUGUGCCGAGUGCAGGAAAGAGGGACCACCAUGAGGAAAAGAAUGCUCAGCAACUUGGCUAACAAUGUUAGGAUGCUUCCCAGUGUGUUCAUGUUUUAGAAGAAUGCACAGACUAUUAACAGUAGUUACACAUCUAGGAAGUAAAAUUGAGAUGUCUAAAUAUGUGGGGGUAGAACAUUUAUCCAUGUUUGAAUUGUUGGGGUAUUUUUGUAAUCUGAAGACAGAGAAGAAAGUAUUCUAUCCGGGGCUGUCAAAGCCUAAGGUCAGACAUGUGAACCAGUAAGGCCUCCCAGAGGCAGUUUCGCAGUAGAAACCAAAAGCCUUGAAGCUUUUUAUAUUCUUUGAUCACAGCAAUGCCAUUUCCAAGAAUGUGUCCAAAGGAUACGUAGAUGUAUUCAAAAGAUAAUACUUAUCAAGGAUAUUCAUCACACUGUUGUUUAUAGAGAAAAGAUAGGGAACUUAGCAUCCAAGUAGAUAAAUUACACUACAAAAUGAGAGUCAAUAGAAAUGGUAAUAUAAGGCAAUGUUUAAUGUCAUGGAAUGUAAUUAAUGAUAUACGGUUAAUUUUUUUAAAAAGCAAGCUAUUUGGCAUACAUAAAAAAUUUAAAACUUCCUAUUAAGAGUUCUAUAUACCAAAGGACACUGUAAAUGAAAAGACAACAACCUGGAAGGAAAUACUUUAAACAUAUAUAAGGCUAAGAGUUAACCAGAAUAAAGGCUGGAACAAAAAAAAAAAAAAAA